Pneumocystis jirovecii RU7 is the source of this 435-nucleotide messenger RNA. RefSeq lists its product as uncharacterized. Bases 1 to 435 code for a protein of 144 amino acids. The record is from RefSeq and is a predicted model, not a curated record. NCBI's taxonomy places the organism in Eukaryota, Fungi, Ascomycota, Pneumocystomycetes, Pneumocystales, Pneumocystaceae. The transcript has a single exon.
AUGCGUGCAAAAUACGCAUAUAUGCAGCCGCUGUCUCUGAUGCCCAUUGUUCCACCACAGCCUAUGCCUGAGUCUGACUUGGAAACAUGGCUUCGAUGUAUAAAGCAACGGGUGCGUGCAGUACUAAUGGAAAAUACUGUAUACCGUUCAACCCGUUUGCAGCCGCAUAGACCGACUGCAUUGAAUGUUGUGUCUGCAUAUACGUCUAUUAAUAUGCCUAUUUGUGCAUCAGAAGUAUAUGCAGAUGCAUAUAUACCGGUGGGUGAAGCGGGUGUAUGCGUAAGCGGGAAAAACAGUGGUAUAUUAGAACCAGUGAAAUUGGCCGUCGAUAAUUGGAUGCGUCGAAAGACCAAGUCGAAGCGCACAAAAGUGCCUACAGCAGGUGUACGCAAGAGCCAGCGUGUUGCAAAGCGUAAAAUGGCGGGUAUUCAGUGA